CCGGAGCUGCACGCGCUCCCGUAACUCCAGGUCCUCAGCUUUUUAUCAGGGACCUGCACAGCCGUACAUUUGUAGUGAGCGUAAUCUUACCAGUAAUCAUAGCCAUGACUACAGGUCUGAGCCAGCAGUACAUCAUGGCAUGUGCAGAAUUACACCUACCAGUUAACCAUUUCAUUGAAGAAGUGUUGAGACAAGCUGUGCAGCCAGAGCAGUAUAUAUCUGCACUGAAGAUCUGUGGAAAUAAUCGACUAGUGGCUGUUAAACGUGUUACAGAUGAAGAUUUUCUUGCUAUUUCCCGUGUAUUGAAGCAAAAUAGUUACAUAACAAAUCUUGAUCUUAGAUUCAACAAUUUGACCAAUAAUGGUGCCGUGAACAUCACCAGAUUUCUUCAGGACAGUUGCUCGAUUUUUCAUUUAAAUCUUAUGGGGAAUGACAUUGAAACAGAUGGUGCAGAAGAAAUUGCUAAAGCAUUGCAUAGAAAUGACACUCUUAGAAGCCUAAGAAUGACGGGCAACAAAAUUGGGAACAAGGGAGGAAUGUUCUUCGCUGCAAUGCUGCAGAUAAAUUCAACUCUUGAAGAACUGGACCUUGGUGACUGCAACUUGGGUAUACAAUGCUUGAUAGCAUUUGCCUCAGUCCUGAAGCAAAACAAUUCGAUAAGAUCAAUAAAUUUAAACCGCCCUUUAUUCUAUGUUUUACAGGAGGAUACCAGCAUUCACUUAGCUCUGAUGUUAAAGGUGAACAAUACUCUGCAGGAGAUCCAUCUCUCAAAACACGACAUGACCGAUUCUGGAGUUGAGCGUCUUUGUGAAGCCUUACAUGAAAACCAAACUCUAAAAUAUCUUGAUCUGAGCUGCAAUAAAAUAACCCGUGAUGGUGUCAAGUGCUUAGCAGAACUACUGAAGAAGAAUACAACACUGGAGAUCUUAGACCUGACAUCAAACAGAAUGGAAGAUGAAGGUGCAAUCUACCUCACCAAAGCCAUUCAAUCAUAUAAUAGCCGUCUCAAAGCGUUAGCAAUUGUAAGUAACAAUAUCACUGGACAAGGUCUCAAGGCCCUGGCAGCUGCAAUUAAACUAAACCAAGGACUGCAAUACAUCUACAUUUGGGGGAAUAUACUGGAUGAAGAGGCCUCUACGGCAUUUUCAGAGCUUCUCUUGAGUGGUCGCCUGAAUACCUCCUCAACAGAUGUACGGCCGUAUAUGGUUGAUGGUCGCGUCUACCUUGCGGAACUCUUUCAUGGUCUCAGGAAGCAUUAUUACUGGACUCCAAGUUAUGGCGUGGCAGAUGAUCCUGUAUGCAACUCCAGUCUCACGAUAAUAAAUGAUCAAACACCUUGAACGCCAAAAUGAAGACAACUUACUUUGCCAAGGAUAUUCAAUUUAUACAACCAUGAGAAAACUGGAAUAAAAUGCUUGGUAAUGUGUGUUCACUAUCCAUAUGGGAAUACAGAAAUAUUACAUUUCUAGGUCAUUUCGUGUAGUAAAAAUGUACGGUAUAUAUGCUCAAA
Molecule: messenger RNA, 1510 nt
Organism: Bufo bufo (common toad)
Lineage: Eukaryota; Metazoa; Chordata; Amphibia; Anura; Bufonidae
Gene: LRRC34
Product: leucine rich repeat containing 34
Exons: 11
Coding region: 105-1340 (411 amino acids)
Molecular function (GO): protein binding
Source: RefSeq, a predicted model, not a curated record